AUGUCCAAAACAUGGAGAGAAAGGUCUGCUAAAGUCCAAGUGAAAGAAUCAGAUUUGCCGUCAUCUAUACCACCUCAAACUGGGUUAGUGUUUAACAUAUGGUAUAAUAAAUGGUCUCAAGGUCAAGGUGGUCAAAGUAGAUUCGUAAGCCCCUUCAGAUUAGAUCCGAAACUACAUUCUGGUAAAACGCUAGGUGAUAAACAGGAAACACAAUUCUUUUGCCUUUAUUUUGCCAAGGGAAUGUGCUGUCUAGGUAAAAAAUGUCAGUAUAUGCACCAUGUUCCAGAGAAUGAAGAUAUGUUAAGAUUAGCAGCUAAAACAGAUGUUUUGGAUUGUUUUGGUAGGGAAAAGUUUGCAUUUUACAGAGAUGAUAUGGCCGGUGUUGGUUCAUUUAGAAAACAUAAUAAAACUCUUUAUGUUGGUGGGAUUAGUUCAGCUUUAGGUAACAGACCAUUAAAAUCAAACCAAAUAGAAAAUCGCAUACGAUUUCUCUUCUCAGAAUUAGGUGAAAUUGAUAAAUUACAUUAUUUGGAAUCCAAGAAUUGUGCAUUUAUUAAAUUUAAAAGGCAGUGUAAUGCAGAGUUUGCCAAAGAAGUGGUUGCCAAUCAAUCAUUACUCAUACCAAGUGAUAGAGAAUGGGAGGAAAGAUUACAACUAACGGGCUUACAAGUGAAGUGGGCUCAUGACGAUCCAAAUCCAAGAGCUAAGAGGGAGGAAGAAGAGGAAAAAAGACAGGAGACUUUAGAUCUAAUGGUUCAUCUACUGGAUAAAAGCAAUGAAACCCAAGCUGCAGAGGAAGUCAAAAAAGGUGAAAAUGAAUCAGCCGAAGAAAAACAUGGAAGGAUUUUUAGCGGUGAAGUGUUGAAUAAACUGCGAAAGAGGAAGACUAAUUUCAAGAGUGAAAAUGCAAAAGAGAAACGUCAAAAGACAGAAGAGCCGCAAAAGGCUUCUUUAGUCGACUAUCCAUCAUCUUCAUCAGAAGACGAAUGA
Molecule: messenger RNA, 990 nt
Organism: Zygosaccharomyces rouxii
Lineage: Eukaryota; Fungi; Ascomycota; Saccharomycetes; Saccharomycetales; Saccharomycetaceae
Gene: CWC2
Product: active spliceosome conformation promoter CWC2
Exons: 1
Coding region: 1-990 (329 amino acids)
Cellular component (GO): U2-type catalytic step 1 spliceosome; U2-type catalytic step 2 spliceosome; Prp19 complex
Molecular function (GO): metal ion binding; pre-mRNA binding; U6 snRNA binding
Source: RefSeq, a predicted model, not a curated record